Molecule: messenger RNA, 2184 nt
Organism: Lytechinus pictus (painted urchin)
Lineage: Eukaryota; Metazoa; Echinodermata; Echinoidea; Temnopleuroida; Toxopneustidae
Product: glyceraldehyde-3-phosphate dehydrogenase-like
Exons: 9
Coding region: 82-1092 (336 amino acids)
Biological process (GO): glucose metabolic process; glycolytic process
Cellular component (GO): cytosol
Molecular function (GO): glyceraldehyde-3-phosphate dehydrogenase (NAD+) (phosphorylating) activity; NADP binding; NAD binding
Source: RefSeq, a predicted model, not a curated record
UUUUCUUUUGUUAUUUUCUCAUCCAGAUCACCACCCCAUCACUUACUCUCAUAACCCACAAACCAAAGCUACUCAUUCACCAUGGUUAUCAAGGUUGGCAUCAAUGGAUUUGGCCGUAUCGGUCGUCUGACUUUGAGGGCAGCCCUCAAGAACCCCAGCGUACAAGUUGUCGCAAUCAAUGAUCCUUUCAUUAAUCCUGAUUACAUGGUGUACAUGUUCAAGUAUGACUCCACACACGGAAAGUUUGAGGGAGAUGUAAGUGGUGACAACGAAAACCUGGUUGUCAAUGGAAACAAAAUUAAAGUAUUCCAACAAACGAACCCAGCCGAGAUCAAAUGGGCCGAUUGUGGAGCGGAGUACGUGGUGGAAUCUACCGGUGUCUUCACCACCCUGGACAAGGCCGGUUCUCAUAUUACAGGAGGAGCUAAGAAGGUUGUCAUCUCGGCUCCUUCUGCUGAUGCCCCCAUGUUUGUCAUGGGUGUCAACGAAUCGGGAUACAAUCCAGCAACGAUGAACAUUGUCAGCAAUGCAUCGUGCACAACCAACUGCUUGGCCCCAUUGGCCAAGGUCAUCAACGAUAACUUUGGCAUCGAAGAAGGUCUGAUGACAACCGUUCACGCUUACACUGCCACGCAGAAGACUGUUGAUGGUCCCAGCCAGAAGAAAUGGCGUGAUGGUCGUGGUGCUGCUCAGAACAUCAUCCCAGCUUCAACUGGAGCAGCAAAGGCUGUAGGCAAGGUCAUCCCAGAGCUCAACGGCAAACUGACUGGAAUGGCUUUCCGUGUUCCCGUCCCUGAUGUCUCCGUUGUGGAUCUGACUAUUCGUCUGAAGAAGCCUGCUAGCUACGAUACCAUCAAACAAGCCGUUAAGGCUGCAGCAGACUCCAAGGAAUUGGGACGCUACCUUGGAUACACAGAGGACCAGGUUGUCUCCCAAGAUUUCCUUGGUGAUACCCGAUCCAGUAUCUUUGAUGCCGCAGCUGGUAUCGCCCUCAGUGACAACUUUGUCAAGCUGGUUUCAUGGUACGACAACGAGAAUGGCUACAGCCACCGCGUAAUUGACCUCAUCGUGUACAUGGCCUCCAAAUCAUGAGCUGAUGUUCGUCUUCUCUCCAACCUGUAAUCAUAAAAUGACUGCGGUAUCAAACCUUCCCCAUUGACUCACACAUACAUUUAUCCUAAAACUAACUGUGUAUAAAGCUAUUGUCCUUAUGCACAAUCCACACGGUACACAUAUUAUAUCAAGCAAUAUGUGUAUUGUGUAUAGAUAGUGUUCUGUGCUAUAUCCAUGCUUGGUGAAAACUUCAUUUUGCUCUUCCAAAUAAAAUUAAGCAUUCAAGCAUGGUUUCAAUAUUCAUAAAUUCAAAUGAUCAUUCAGUUAGAAGUACACAAAACAUCAUUUUGAAUAGGAUCGUCCUAACUGCCAAAGUCAUUCGUGCUAGUCUUGUGUUACAGUGGUUUUAUUGAUAUCCCUGCAUCAUAUUUAUAUGUUUGGAGCUAUUAUCUUGAUUUUCUGUACUUGUUGCGUGUCAUAGCUGCAUUUUAUAUUAAAUGCUCUCCCAUCAGCACUUCAUAAUUUGUGGACAUUUUUGUAUGCCGUUAAAAACAGUGAAAUAUAAAGUAUUCUCCUAUUAUACGCAAUUGAAAUAUAUAUGGAUUUGAUGAAUACAGUGACUAUUGUCAGUACCAGUGGUUAUGUUAGCUUUUUCUUUGAAAGAAAUUGGAUUUUUAUGUAGAAUUUGGCUCACAUGGUGAAAAUACAAAUCAAAAUUUGGCAAAUUCUUGUGAACAUUACUAUAACAUAAAACACCUUAUUGAACAGUAUAUUACUUCAGAAGUAUAACUCUUAUUUAUUCCACAGGAAUUAUAAAAAUAAAACACUUCAUAAACACUGUUUCGUUUCAUAUUGUACUCUAACUCGGCUCCAGGAGCCGGCAGUCAUAACUGCCCUUGAUUAAAAACUUUAUCCAUUUACAAUAUAUUUCAUUAAGCUGAAUUUUAUAGUGGUUUUAUCAUUAUCAAUCAGGGUUGUAGAUUUUUCUUUGAAUGUUGGAUGUGUUGACGUAGAGGGUUGGAUUUGAUGUGCAGUAUUUCCUUCAGAUUUUGUACCCCUUGUUUGUAUGAGCCUCCAUAUGAGUACGAUGAUGAUAAACCUCAAUAAAAAUAGAAGUAUUUAGGAACAAAA